Molecule: messenger RNA, 1506 nt
Organism: Penicillium cinerascens
Lineage: Eukaryota; Fungi; Ascomycota; Eurotiomycetes; Eurotiales; Aspergillaceae
Product: aldehyde dehydrogenase ALDH
Exons: 2
Coding region: 1-1506 (501 amino acids)
Molecular function (GO): oxidoreductase activity, acting on the aldehyde or oxo group of donors, NAD or NADP as acceptor
Source: RefSeq, a predicted model, not a curated record
AUGUCUCUAUCCGUGGAUAUCAUCACGCCCAACGGGCACAGCUAUCAGCAGCCCACCGGUCUCUUCAUCAACAACGAAUUUGUUGCAUCGAGCGGGCAGACUAUCACUUCGAUCGACCCUGCUACCGACAAGCCCAUUGCUACCGUACAUGCUGCAGGUGCCGACGAUGUCGAUCGUGCGGUUAAAGCCGCCAAAUCAGCACUGGCGCACCCCUCAUGGAAGCUUCUCCCUGCCACCGAACGCGGCCAGCUGAUGGCCCGACUGGCUGAUCUGAUGGAAAAGAACAGAGAGCUUCUUGCUUCCAUUGAUGCAUGGGAUAACGGUAAACCUUAUCACGUUGCGUUCGAGGAGGACCUCACCGAGGCCAUCACCACCAUUCGUUACUACAGCGGCUGGGCCGACAAGACAUUCGGACAGACAAUCAACACCACCUCACAAAAGUUCGCAUACACUAUCCGUCAGCCUAUCGGCGUUGUUGGUCAAAUUAUUCCAUGGAAUUACCCAUUGUCCAUGGCAACCUGGAAAUUAGGCCCUGCUCUGGCAUGCGGUAACACCGUCGUGUUGAAGCCCGCGGAGCAGACCCCGCUUAGCGUCCUGGUCUUCGGCAAGCUUAUCGCCGAGGCUGGCUUCCCUCCUGGUGUCGUCAACAUCGUCAACGGCUAUGGUCGCGAGGCCGGCGCGGCACUCUCUUCUCACCCGCUUGUGGACAAGGUGGCAUUCACUGGAUCCACGGGCACGGCUCGUGAGAUCAUGAAGAUGGCCGCCGGGUCAUUAAAGAACAUCACCCUCGAAACGGGUGGCAAGUCGCCGUUGCUGGUAUUCCCUGACGCCGAUAUGGACCAGGCGGUCAAGUGGUCGCACUUCGGUAUCAUGUCGAACCAGGGCCAGAUUUGUACUGCGACUUCGCGGAUCUUCGUGCACCGGGAUGUCCUGCCGACCUUCCUGCCCAAGUUCAAGGAGGCCGUGGAGAGCGUCAAGAUCGGCGACCAGUGGGAUGCAUCGACAUUCCAGGGUCCGCAGGUGACGCGCGCUCAGUACGAGCGUAUUCUCUCUUACUUCGAAAUUGCCAAGAGCGAGGGAGCGACCAUCCUGACUGGCGGUGCUUCCUAUACUCCUGCAAACGUUGAACACAAGAACGGAUACUUUGUUCAGCCUACUAUUAUUACCGAUGUCACCGACUCGAUGCGCAUUGUCCGCGAGGAAGUCUUCGGUCCGGUGGUAGUAAUCUCGCCUUUCGACACAGAGGAAGAGGCCAUUCGUCGCGCUAAUGAUACAGAGUACGGCCUAGGUGCGGCUGUCUUCACGAAGGAUCUGGAGCGUGCUCACCGUGUGGCCGCGGAAAUUGAGUCUGGCAUGGUGUGGGUGAACAGCAGUCAGGACUGUGAUCCUCGUGUGCCAUUUGGUGGUGUCAAGCAGAGUGGAAUUGGCCGAGAGCUUGGGGAGGCUGGCUUGGACGCUUAUAGCCAGAUCAAGGCUGUACACGUCAACAUGGGCACCAAGUUGUAG